This is a messenger RNA of Cladocopium goreaui, 907 nucleotides long. The record is from the annotation of a GenBank genome assembly. Lineage: Eukaryota; Dinophyceae; Suessiales; Symbiodiniaceae.
GCGUACUUUUCCGGAGCGCCGCGCGUACGUCGCUAUGGCACUUGGCCCUUAAGGAUGGGUACCUUGGGGGUUGUGCUUCCUCCGCUGAUCAAGGAGUUGGCGAAACGCUUGGACCAAGUCGAAACGGGCAUCGAUCAGAAUGAGGUCCUGACUCGACAGGAGUUUGCUCAAGCCUGUUGGAAGAUCGGACGCACCGUCAGGCAGUUGAUCAAACCGGACUAUUCGGAGGAGCGUGGCAUCCUGUGGCACGAGUGCAAAGGCGCCUUGAAACAGGUGCUGGUCAUUGAAAAAUUUCAACCUGGUGUGUUCAUGGACAACUGCGUUCGCAGCGAUGUGGUGGAAAAGGAUUUGGCGGAAAUGCUCAGAAGGUUAGUUACUUAUCUCAAGAAGCGGCAAUCCGGAGCCAUUCACCAACCCAUCGAGAAAGAAGAGGCCCGAGAACGGCCUGCUGAAAGCCAGGAUGAGGAGAAGGGCCUGUCAAAGGGCAAAGGCAAGGACAAGGGCAAGGACAAGGGCAAAGGCAAAGGCAAAGGAAAGAGCAAAGAGGGAGAAGAAGGAGGCGAAAAGGACAAGGAGGAAAAAGACGACAAGAACUCUUCUCCAUGGAAAAAACGAAAGUGGACAGGGAGCUGGAACAAAGGCCAGUUUGGGGAAAGCAAGAGCGACUGGUGGAGCGAGGACAUCAACCUGGGCACCACCGUGUCAGACUUCUCAAUCUUCGAGGAGAGCGACCCUGAGCAAGAAUGCCCUGACAAGGCAAAAUUUGGCAGCUGUUCCUAUGGCAAACAGUGCGGUUUCUGUUUCAGAUAAUGCGAUGUGUGACUGGCGCCAAGAGUGUACAGCUGUGUCAUACUUUUGGACCGAGCAGAAUCAUGAUUUAACAUGAUUUCACCAAUCAAUAGUGGAC